AUGAGCGAUAAGCUAACCUGUCAUGGCCACAAAGGCACAUAUCAUCAGUACAGAUACAGACAGGCCGCUGCCAUGGCCUUCUUCUUCGUCUUGCUCCUCGCCGCCCAUGGCGCGGCCCCUGCUCUUGGCUUCACGCGGAGCGACUUCCCGCCGGACUUCGUCUUCGGCGCCGCCACCUCCGCGUACCAGUAUGAGGGCGCCGUGGCUGAGGACGGCAGGAGCCCAAGCAUCUGGGACACCUUCACUCACGUUGGGAAAAUGGCGGACAAAAGCACAGGGGACGUCGCUUCUGACGGGUACCACAAGUACAAGGAUGAUGUCAAGCUCAUGGCUGACACUAACCUGGAGGCUUACAGAUUCUCCAUCUCCUGGCCAAGGCUUAUUCCAAAUGGGAGGGGAGCUGUCAAUCCAAAGGGGUUAGAGUACUACAACAACCUUAUAAAUGAGCUGGUGAAACAUGGGAUUCAAAUCCAUGUGAUGCUUUACCAUCUCGAUUUCCCGCAAGUUUUGGAUGAUGAAUAUGGAGGAUGGUUAAGCCCUAGAGUUGUGGAGGAUUUCACGGCAUUUGCAGAUGUAUGCUUUAGAGAGUUUGGAGACAGGGUUUCCUUCUGGACUACGAUCAGCGAACCUAAUGUCGUCCCAGCCGACUCUUACGGUAGUGGAAAAUUUCCACCCGGGCGUUGCUCUGAUCCUUUUGGGCGAACAAAAUGUACCGCGGGGAACUCAACCGUGGAACCGUACAUAGCAGCUCAUAACAUGAUACUGGCACAUGCAUCUGUUACUAGACUUUACAGAGAAAAAUAUCGAGCCGUGCAAAUGGGAGUUGUUGGCAUAAAUGUUUACUCCCAUUGGACUUAUCCUUUGACGAACUCUACUCUUGAUUUAGCAGCAAACAAAAGAUAUCAGGACUUCCUGUUCGGUUUGAUACUAGAACCCUUGGUGUUCGGAGAUUACCCCCGAGUGAUAAAGACGAAUGCUGGUUCCCGCCUUCCAUCCUUCACAAAACUACAAUCUGAAUUUGUCAAGGGUGCUAUUGAUUUCAUAGGAAUAAAUCACUACUAUUCUGUCUAUGUGAGCGAUCGUCCUCUAAAGAAUGGUGUUCGCGACUAUGCAGCAGACAUGUCAGUUUACAAGAGAGCUUCUAGAACAGACCCGGCAGUAAGUGAGGAUGUGCCAACAGCAUUUCCAGAUGACCCAAAAGGAUUACAAUUUGUGUUGCAGUACCUGGCAAAAGUCUAUGGUGACCUGCCCAUUUAUGUCCAAGAGAAUGGUAAGGCAUCUACCAACGACACUCUCGAUGACACUGACAGGGUCAAAUACUUGAAGAGCUACAUAGGGAGCACACUGGCGGCAUUAAGAACCGGAGUCAAUGUGAAAGGUUACUUUGCGUGGAACUUCAUGGACAUGUUCGAGUUCCUCGCAGGGUACAAUACACGGUACGGCCUGUACCAUGUCGACUUCGACGAUGAGGCGCGGCCAAGGGAGGCCAGGCUCUCUGCUUGCUGGUACUCCAGCUUUCUGGAAAACAAUGGCAUCCAUUUUCGGAGCGAGCUCGAUAAUAAAGGAUCCCAUGCUCAACAGUGA
This is a messenger RNA of Triticum turgidum subsp. durum (durum wheat), 1584 nucleotides long. NCBI's taxonomy places the organism in Eukaryota, Viridiplantae, Streptophyta, Magnoliopsida, Poales, Poaceae. The record is from the annotation of a GenBank genome assembly.